Camellia sinensis is the source of this 2386-nucleotide messenger RNA. RefSeq names its product PLAC8 family protein. The record is from RefSeq and is a predicted model, not a curated record. NCBI's taxonomy places the organism in Eukaryota, Viridiplantae, Streptophyta, Magnoliopsida, Ericales, Theaceae. Gene Ontology annotation, molecular function: cyclase activity. Gene Ontology annotation, biological process: sesquiterpene biosynthetic process.
UUCUCAGUCUGCUAGCAUUAUAACUCAUAGGUGCUCAAGCUCUACUUCAGACUGAUCUCCACAUUCAUUUCUUUGCCCUUCAAUCUAUAGGUAUGUCUUCUCUUAGAUUUUAGAUCUUCUUUGUACGCAAUCUAACUUCUGUUUCUACAUACAUAAACAUCUGUGUACUUGUAUAUGUAUGUAUAUAUACGUUGACUCAUAUAUCUAUUCACAAUUUCUUCCAAUUUUUUAUUGAUUUUUCCAUCAAAUCUCCAAUUCAAGGCUUUAGUAUUCGCGGGUUUCAAUUAUUUCGUUCUGUUUCUCCUUUGAUGAUUCUCUCUCAUUUACAAGAACUUUUAGUUGUUGUGUCUGAUAGAUAUAGAUUCAAACAGUGCGUUAUUUAGGGUUUGAAAGCAAAUUAGAAACCCUUUUGAUGAUUAAUAUCAGUCUUUGAUUGUUAUUGUGGUCUCAAAGAAGAAAAAAAAUUAAAAAAUAAAGUGAACUAGAUUACAUUCUACAACACAAGAUUUUGUAGUUACAGCUUCAAUCCUAGAUCCCCAUUAAAGCUUUUGAUAUUUGGAACCCAAAAAGAAAAAUCCAAGAAAAAAGAAAGAAAGGAUGGUUUCAACUGAUAAUGGUGGAAACAAUGGGGGAAUUGAGGAAUCUAAUGGUUCUAGUGAGGUAAAGAGUCAGAUUCCUCUUCACAUUUCUGGGUCUCAAAAGGGACUUAUAAAUGAUGAAAGCUCUCAAAAUAGGUUCCAUGAUGAUUCAUCUGCUCUACCCAAAAGAUUAAGGUUCCUCAAAUUUGGUUCUUUGGCUUCCCCAUCUGUGAAAUUCCAGCGUAUUGCUACGCAGAGAGAUGAGAUUUCACGCGCAGUGCCUUCUGUGACUAAUCAUGCUCUUCGAGAACAAUUCAACAAAGUCUUUUCCCGGAAAAUUGAUUGGGUCUCUCUUUGGAAGAUGGGCAAAGAAUGGUUUAGAGAUCCCAUGAAUAUGGCCCUUUUCGUUUGGAUAAUUGGUGUUGCUGUGUCUGGUGCGAUUCUGUUCCUCGUCAUGACCGGAAUGUUGAACGGUGCCCUGCUGAAAAAAAAGUCCCAGAGAAAUGCUUGGUUUGAAGUUAAUAAUCAAAUCCUCAACGCACUGUUUACUCUGAUGUGUCUUUACCAGCACCCGAAGCGAAUCUACCACCUUAUACUUCUUAUAAGAUGGAGACCAGAGGACAUUUCCAAACUUAGAAUGAUUUAUUGCAAGAAUGGGACUUAUAAGCCUCACGAAUGGGCACACAUGAUGGUUGUUGUUGUGCUAUUACACCUUAACUGCUUUGCGCAAUAUGCCUUGUGUGGUCUUAACUUGGGUUACAAGAGAUCAGAACGACCAGCUAUAGGAGUUGGGAUAACUAUCUCUGUUGCAAUGGCUGCACCUGCAAUUGCUGGUGUUUACUCCAUUGUUAGCCCCCUCGGGAAGGAUUAUGAUUCUGAAUUGGAUGAGGAAUCACAAGUUCAGAUUAACCAGCCAAGCCAGUCAAGAUUGAAAUCAUUAGAGAAGAGAUUUUCAUUCGCUUCAAGAGAUGAGAGGAUGGUUAUUGAGAGCAGACCAAAGUGGAGUGGAGGGGUGCUUGAUUUUUGGGACGAUAUUUCUUUGGCAUAUCUCUCACUAUUUUGUAGCUUUUGUGUUUUUGGGUGGAAUAUGGAGAGACUUGGGUUUGGAAACAUGUACGUUCACAUUGCGACUUUCCUUCUGUUUUGUAUGGCCCCCUUUUGGAUUUUCAAUUUGGCAGCAAUUAAUAUCAAUAACGAGGCUAUAAGGGAGGCAUUGGGGAUUACAGGGAUCUUUCUUUGUGUGUUUGGUUUACUCUACGGUGGCUUUUGGAGGAUUCAGAUAAGAAAGAGAUUCAACUUGCCACCAUACAGCUUCUGUUGCGGUAAACCAGCUAUUGCUGAUUGUACAUUGUGGCUUUUCUGCUGUUGGUGUUCUCUUGCUCAGGAAGUGCGGACCGGGAAUACCUAUGAUAUUGUCGAAGAUAAAUUUUGCAGGAAGCAAGUGGAUGGAAGUGACCAAUUACCAAUUUCGCCAUUGCUUCGUGAAGAUGGAGACUUUCAAUACAGGUCCGGCCCGAGUUCUCCACUUGGGAACGUUUCUUCUUCUUCUCAGAUUACGAAAGCUAAUUCUCCAAGUCCCAGCAGACUUCCUCAGGGGCAUUGUAGUCCAAAUCGGCAUCUUCCUUUGAUGGAGGAGGAGGAAUCUCGUUCAAGAGGUAAGGAUGCAACUAUGACACCACCUGCUCCUUCACUUAUAGAAAGAGAAGCCAAUUAGCAUAAAACUAUGUUGUUUUCGCUUUGUGAUUUGUAUUAGAAAAUGCUGUAGGCUAUUUCACAUGAUUGAUAUGUACUUUGAAUUUUUGUGUGUA